Messenger RNA from Desarmillaria tabescens, 1452 nucleotides. RefSeq names its product major facilitator superfamily domain-containing protein. NCBI's taxonomy places the organism in Eukaryota, Fungi, Basidiomycota, Agaricomycetes, Agaricales, Physalacriaceae. Bases 1 to 1452 code for a protein of 483 amino acids. Gene Ontology annotation, molecular function: transmembrane transporter activity. Gene Ontology annotation, cellular component: membrane. The transcript has 10 exons. The record is from RefSeq and is a predicted model, not a curated record. Gene Ontology annotation, biological process: transmembrane transport.
AUGUUUACGCUGCAAGCGCAAUAUGAUAUCACGGAGAAGGGAAGCGACAUUGACGCAGACAACCACUCUAAAACCAGGGUAGCACCACAGAGGUCACAGAAGUGGUACCACUGGUAUAACCAAGACGAUACGCUGGAAGAACGCAAACUCGUUCUGAAGCUUGAUCUCCUGGUCUUGAUUCCUGCAUUCCUUGGUUAUUGGAUUAAGGUCCUGGACGCGUCCGCCGUGUCCACCGCCUAUGUCAGUGGAAUGAAGGAAGACUUAGCAAUGUACGGCAGCGAAUUGACGUACUCGACAUCGAUUUACACUGCGGGAUAUGUAGCCUUCCAAAUACCCUUCACGUUGUUGGCUACGAUUUUUCCAUCGAAUUGGUGGAUUCCGUUCUGUGAUCUGAUGUGGGCCGUGUUUACGAUAGCACAAUAUAAGGUCAAAGGUGUACACGCGCUUUACGCGCUGAGGUUUUUCGUAGGAGCUUUUGGAAGUCUAUAUUUUCCCACUAUACAGUAUAUCCUUGGUUCAUGGUAUAGAAGAACAGAGAUCACUAAGCGAGCUGCGAUAUUCUUCAUUGCUUCACAAGUCGGCAGCAUGUCGUCUGGCUAUCUCCAGGCAGCGAUAUACACCACUCUCGACGGUCGCCACGGUCUUGCUGGCUGGAGAUGGCUCAUGCUUAUAGACGGCAUCAUCACCAUUCCUGUCGCUCUUAUAUCCUUUGUAUUGUUACCCGGUGUCCCGGAAAAGUGUACUAGUCGCUGGUUAAGCCCACACGAGAAAAAACUAGCUCAAAAACGCAUUGCUGCUGAUAAUCGCGAACCGCUGGGAAAGUUAUCGUACCAGACCUUUGUUGGCCUGUUCUCCACCUGGCACUGGUGGGCGCUAGUAGCACUGGCCAUAUUUUUCUCCAAUGCGGAUGGUAUCAUGAGCAACAGUGGCCUUUCUCUCUGGCUGAAGGCGACGGGACACAAUGUAGUCGAAAUAAACACUAUAUCCACCGUUACACCCGUGGUCACCAUCCUCUUCACCAUUGUCAUCGCCAUCAUAUCGGAUGCUAGGCCGAACACCGAGAGCACUAUAAUUAUCAUCAUUGCGAUAAUUAACAUCUUCUGUGGUAUCGUCUUAGCAGUGUGGUACGGCAUCCCUCUAGGCCUCAAGUUCUUCGCAUUCUUCCUAUCUGGAUCGGCGGAUGGAAUUGCAGCCGUCGUGUAUUCCUGGGCAAACCUCAUAUGCACGUCAUUAGACGGCCAACAACGUGCAUUGGUCCUGUCCUCGAUGAACAGUAUUGGGAAUGCGUUCGCUGUUUGGCUUCCAUUACUAGUGUGGAAGACUAUAGAUGCACCGCGGUAUCUCAAGGGAUACACUUUUGCAGUUGCAGACGACGUGGCGAUGAUCAUCCUAACACUGAUAGUUCAUGCCUUGUGGAGGAGAGAACGAAGAAAAGGUUCAGAAGACGAUUAA